UGUUUAAAAGGCUGGCCAAAAUCGUUGGCUAAUAUAGAUCAUGAGGUGAAAAUAUAUUGUGACCUAAAAAGCGGUAUUUGCGUAGAGAAUAAUUUAGUUUGUCUAGAGAAUCGCAUUGUUGUCCCACUUGCAUUGCGAGAAGUGAUUCUUAAUGAUGUUCACAGUUCAGGCCAUUUUGGUAUUGUUAAGACAAGAGCCAGAGCAAACACCUUAUUUUUUUGGCCGGGCAUGUCUGUCCAAAUCGAAAACUUUGUUAAAAAAUGUGAGGUUUGUGAAAAAUUUUCGCGCAAAGAACCGAAGCAGCCUUUACUUCAGGAACCUCCGCAAACACUGCCUUUCCAUAAGGUCGCCUCAGAUAUUUUAGAGUUCUCAGCAUCCAAUUAUUUGGUCCUUAUUGACUACUACUCUAAAUGGAUCGAGCUAAUAAAACUUCCUUCAAAAACAGCUCAAGCUGUCAUACAUGUACUAAAACCUAUUUUUGCCACUCAUGGCAUUCCAACUAUCUUUAGAGCGGACAAUAUGCCGUAUGAUUCUAUGGAGUUUCGAGACUUCAGUUAUAGCUAUAAUUUUAAACUUGUUACCAGCUCACCCCUGUACCCCAAAAGUAAUGGACUAGCCGAAAAGGCAGUAGGUAUUUGCAAACAAAUGCUAAAAAAAGCACAAGAUUUAGAGUUAGACAUCUACACUUUGUUAAUGGAAUACCGGAACACACCAGUUCUGAAUUCAAAAUUUUCUCCAACCCAACUGUUAUUUAGCCGCCUAACAAAAACCACCCUCCCCAUUUCGGAUAGACUCCUAGAACCGAAAAUUGUUCAAAAUUUCCAACAAAUCCAAAAACAAAAUGAUGUUCGUAACAAAAGGAACUACGACAAAAAUGUAUCCCACAACAAUGAAAAAUUUUUUGAACCCAAUCAAAACAUAGCCCUUCAUGAUGGUACCAAAUGGGGUCCAGCAAAAAUUAUCAAACCGUCAGGCGAGCCUCGCUCCUAUUUAAUAGAAGAGCCGAAUAAUUCCAUUAAGAGAAGGAACACAAGUUUUCUAAAGAAAUCCGCGGCUACACGCUCAGAGCCAGCUGCUCCGCCCUCUCAUAUUAAUGCACCUCGCCCUAAGCGGGAAAUAAAAAAACCAGGUACCCUCAAAGAUUUUGACCUUAAGUAACCAUGACCUUUUGUAAUCAUUAUGUAAAUUUUUUUUUUUUUCCCUCGGUCAAAGGGUGAAAGUUGUUUAGCAUCUAGUUUUACUUAGUUUUAUUUUCAGGAGAAAAGGGAAAGGGAGAUGUAUUGUCCCGUCUCGUGUCGUCCCCUAGCGGCGAACAACGGAACCGGAGAGUGUGUGCGCAUCGUCAUCGUCGUUCACAUGUCGCGAUCCGAUCAUGUUCGAUUUGUCUGAAUAAACCAUGUUUCUUUGUACAGUCAAUCA
Molecule: messenger RNA, 1419 nt
Organism: Bemisia tabaci
Lineage: Eukaryota; Metazoa; Arthropoda; Insecta; Hemiptera; Aleyrodidae
Source: RefSeq, a predicted model, not a curated record